UGAGGAUUUAGUAUAAAAUAAAAUACAUGAUAUACCGAUAUACGUGCAAUAUAUACAAUACACAAUACACAAUACACAAUACUAUUAAAACAAUAUAGAAUAAAUAUACGAUAGCCGUUUAAGCUGCGAAAACGGAUUUAACAGCGCCUUAUCGCGGCUUAUAUAAGCUGGUGCCGUACGGAAAAAUGGUAGAUUCAGGGCUUAUUAAUAGAUAUAUUUUUAUAUUUAAACAACUUUUUUGAUCCUUUUUAUAAAUUUGAAGUAACUAUUGAGUAGUGACUGGGGGGCAAAUGGCUGAUACACAUAUUGGUGGACUUUCACCCAAUGAAGAAAGAGAAUUUCUUUUAGAAACUGCCGUUAAUGAUGUAUAUGAAGCAGUCAUUGAUGAUGAAGAAGAUGAAGAUCUUGAUGAAGAUGCCCUUUGGUUUAAAGAAGAAUUAGCUAAACAUAAAACUUUACAUUGGAUUUAUAGACCAAGUGUUUUACAUGCUUGUUUUUUGGGAGGAGUGUUUUGUCUUCUGUCAACUUUAAGUGCUGGAGCUGAACUGGUAGUUCUUUAUCAAUUAAGUUGUAAUAGUGUUGCAAUAGAUGGAAUUUGUGAUCCAGUUGAAGCUCAAGUUUUACUUUCAAAUUAUACUCAAUAUUCUUUAAUUUUUGAUAGUUUAAUCCCUUGUUUAGUAUCAGCAAAAAUUGGUGAAUUACUGGAUCAAUAUGGUCGUAAAAUAUUUAUCGCUUUAUUUGUAGUUGCUUAUACAAUUCAAAGAAUUGUAACUUAUUAUUUAUUUACAAGAUCAACUCAACUUCCUUUUAUUCCAUUAAUUUUAGCAGUAAUAUUUUCUUCAUUGUUUGGAGGUGUAUCUUCUACUAUAGCUUUAAUUCAAUCUUAUACUACUGAUGUCGUUGAAGCUCAUCAAAGAAUUUUUUCUAUUGGAUUGGUUCAAGCUGCCAUUAUGAUUGGUCAAGGUGUUGGACCUGUUAUUGCUAAUUUAUUAAUAAAUAUUUUUGGUAAUGGAAUUGAUAAAAUUGAUGUAAAUAUAGUUCCAAAGAAUAGUGCUCAAGUUGGUACUGUAGUUUCUCCUAGUCAAUUAAUUCCAUUAAGAGCUGAAGUAAUUGUCUUAAUUAUUGUUAGUAUUUUUACAGUGUUUGUAUUUCCAGAAUCUAGAGGUGAAAAGGCAAGAAGUAAAUCAAGAUCUAGUUCAAUAGCUACUACUAAUAAAUCAAAUAAUGUUAUUGAUCAACUUAGAGCUAUUGAACAACCAACUGUUUUUGAAAAGGUUAUUAGAUACAUGAACAUUUUUAAACCACUUAAAUUAUUAACUUAUCCUGAUAGUCUUAUACCUCAAAGUCAGAAGCAUGUGGCUACUAGACAUAGAUUUGUUGUUAUUACUAUGAUAUCACUUACUACAAUCUUUGUUAGUACUCAUUUAACUUUAGGACAAAUUCUUGUUCAAUAUUCAAUUUUUAGAUUUGAUAUGAAUACUGUACAAAUUGGUUAUUUAAUUACUAUUUUAUGUUGUACAGCUUCUUUUAUGUUAGUGGUAGUAUCUCCAAUUAUAUUAAGUAUAUUAAAGAAAUAUUUUAAACUUAAUGUACUUAAGAAACAACUUGAUAUGGUAGAUUUUUGUAUGAUUAUAUGGGGAAGAAUUAUUGAAAUCUUUUCAUAUAUUGUACUUGCAUCAGCUAAAACUACUAGUCAAAUGUAUGGAGCCGCUGCCCUUUUAGAGGUAGCAGCUCCAACAUCUCCAGCUGUUACAUCAGCUUUACUUAAAUUUUUUCCUAGUUCAAAAACUGGUGAAUUAUUUGGAGCUAUAGCUAUGGUUCAAAAUGUAUUUAAUGUUUUCCUGCCAAUUGCUAUGAUGGGAUUAUAUAAAUGGGGGUUACGUAAUGAUUUCUCCACUGUUACAUUUGUUUUAUAUGCUUGGAUGAGUGCUGGAUAUGCAGCUAUAUACUUUUUAAUUAAGAAAGUUUUAAGGUUAAAUAGAUACACUAAUGAAGAACUUUUAAUCAGAAGCAAUUCUGAGCUUUCAUUAGCCAGUUCUUCAUAAAUUUCAGUUCAUCAUUUAUAUGGAUUUUUACAUCUUAUUUUUGUUA
This is a messenger RNA of Scheffersomyces amazonensis, 2091 nucleotides long. RefSeq names its product multidrug efflux protein. The record is from RefSeq and is a predicted model, not a curated record. Gene Ontology annotation, molecular function: transmembrane transporter activity. The coding region runs from base 291 to 2045 and encodes 584 amino acids. Gene Ontology annotation, biological process: transmembrane transport. Gene Ontology annotation, cellular component: membrane. The transcript has a single exon. NCBI's taxonomy places the organism in Eukaryota, Fungi, Ascomycota, Pichiomycetes, Serinales, Debaryomycetaceae.